AAAUAAAAGGGACCAUACUGAGACUCUGUGGACAUCUGCUAUUUUCACUUCCCUGGAAAUGUUCAGGAGGUUCCCUAUCUUGGACCCUAGGAAAUCAACAAGCACCCUACCCUGAUUUUGUAACUGUCACUUCCCUAAGAGGAAUCUAGCAAGUUCCCUGUGGAGCAAUGAGAAGCCUCAACCUGGCUGCAGUGAGCAUUGAGUUCCAGGUGCUGGGUGUCCAGGCGGCUGGAAGACACACUGGUCUCCUCCCUCAUCACUCCUCUAACAGCAUACCCAGUCCACUGAGUGAGUCUCUAGUUCUGGAGAUUAGAGUUAAAAACAAGACGUUGUUUCAUGUUUGUGCUCCUCCAAAUGGCAGCAUACGUGAAAAUCAUAUCUACUCUCAAGUCUUAUGGAAGCGCAUUUUAAACAGAGUACCGUUCCAAGUCUCUUCAAACUAAAUAUCUGAGGAGUUUUCAUUGAAAGACCUUCGCGUGACUGUUGAUUCAUUGCCUGGGCUGGAUGGUUUCGGUUUCACAGCUCUUUGACCCACUGCAAAGGUUGCUGGGAUCCAAUAUCUUAUCACUUGGGGAAAGGCUCACAGCGUUGCAGGAGGAAAUACCAGAGAAGAGAAGGAGACUUUCCACCCACUCUGUGAUCAAAAGCCGAUAGGAGACAACCCUGAAAAAUGGCCUCAGAGACUUGCAUGCCAGACCCCAUGUGCUUGAUUGAGAAUGUGAAAGGACAACUGAGGCCUAAUCAGAAGGCCCUGGAGACCCUGUCGGCCAUCACACAGCCUGUGGUGGUGGUGGCCAUCGUGGGCCUCUACCGCACUGGCAAAUCCUACCUGAUGAACAAGCUGGCUGGGAAGAACACAGGCUUCUCUCUGGGCUCCACAGUGCAGUCUCACACCAAAGGGAUCUGGAUGUGGUGUGUCCCUCAUCCCCAGAAGGCAGGACACACCCUAGUUCUGCUUGACACUGAGGGCCUGGGAGAUGUUGAGAAAGGUGACAACCAGAAUGACUGCUGGAUCUUUGCCCUGGCUGUACUUCUGAGCAGCACCUUCGUGUACAACAGCAUGGGAGCCAUCAACCAGCAGGCCAUGGACCAGCUGCAAUAUGUGACAGAGCUGACAGAUCGGAUCAGAACAACAUCCUCACCUCAUAGCAAUGGGGUUGAGGACUCAGCUGAGUUUGUGAGCUUCUUCCCUGAUUUUGUAUGGACUCUGAGGGAUGUGACUGUAAGGCUUGAAGCAGAUGGACAAAGCCUAACAGCAGAUGAAUACCUGGAGAAUUCUCUGAAGCUCAAACAAGGUACCAGCAAAGAAGAUAGAAAUUACAACCUGCCCCGACUCUGUAUUCGAAAGUUCUUCCCCAAGAAGAAAUGCUUUGUUUUCUGUCCACCCACUGGGUGGAAGAAGCUUUCUGAGCUUGAGAACCUGCAAGAUGAUGAGUUGGAUUCUGACUUUGUGCAGCAGGCAGCUGAGUUCUGUUCCUUCAUCCUCAGCUCUUCCAAGGCUAAAGCUCUCCCAGGAGGCAUUGGGGUCACUGGAACUCGACUAGAGAAACUGGUGCUCACAUACAUCAAUGCCAUCAGCAGUGGGGAUCUCCCCUGCAUGGAGAAUGCAAUCCUGGCCUUGGCAAAAAUAGAGAACUCAGCUGCAGUGCAAAAGGCCAUUACCCACUAUGACCAGCAGAUGAGCCAGAGGGUGCUACUGCCCACAGAGACCCUCCAGGAGCUUCUGGAUCAUCACAGGACCUGUGAGAGAGAGGCCAUAGAAAUCUUCCUCAGGACUUCCUUUAAAGACGAAGACCAUUCAUUUAAAAAGGAAUUACUGGCUCAGCUAGAAAAGAAGUGGAAGGGCAUCUGUAACGAGAACGUGAAACUAUCAUCGGACAGGUGCUCACAAUUACUUCGGAACAUCUUCAGCCCUCUAGAAGAAGCAGUGACAAAGGAUGCUUAUUCUCAGCCAGGUGGAUAUUUUCUCUUUGUUGAGAAAAGAGAAGAGCUGAAGGAAAAGUACCUUAGGGAACCCAGGAAAGGGAUACAGGCUGAAGAGAUUCUGCAGGCGUACCUGAAGUCCAACAUGGUUAUGGCUGAGACAAUUCUGCAGAGAGACCAGGCUCUCACAGUAAAGCAAAAGGAGAUUGAAGCGGAACAGGCAAAAGCUAAGUCUGCACAGGCUGCUGUCAAGAUAUUGAAGGACAUGGAAGAGAAGCACGUGCAGAUGAUGAAGGAAAAAGAAAGAUGUUAUCAGGAACGAGUGAGGCAGUUGACUGAGAAGAUGGAGCAAGAAAGAACUCAGAUAGUGGAGGAGCAAGGGAGGAUUCUGGCCCUUAAACUGCAGGAACAGGAACAACUGCUCAAGGAAGGGUUGAAAGAAGAGAGUGUAAGGCUUCAAAAUGAGAUUCAGGUUAUGGAAAAGAAAAACAGAGAAAAAGUACAUGAAGAAGCUGAAUAUGCUCAGUCUGCCAUGAAAAUGCUGGGGAUAUGCACAAGAUGGAACAGCACAUAAUGGCACAGAAAGGGAAAAGUCACCAGGAACACAUGAAGCAAUUAACUGAGAAGAAAGAGGCUCUUGGAUGUCAGGUUUUCAUGGCAUCAGAAACGAUGAAGGCCCCCAUGUGCUUGGUGGAAAAUAAGAACAAGCAGCUGUCGGUGAAUCCAGGUGCCAU
Peromyscus leucopus (white-footed mouse) is the source of this 2657-nucleotide messenger RNA. Its product is annotated as guanylate-binding protein 1-like. NCBI's taxonomy places the organism in Eukaryota, Metazoa, Chordata, Mammalia, Rodentia, Cricetidae. Gene Ontology annotation, molecular function: GTP binding; GTPase activity. The transcript is spliced from 13 exons. Bases 671 to 2497 code for a protein of 608 amino acids. The record is from RefSeq and is a predicted model, not a curated record.